Capsella rubella is the source of this 2019-nucleotide messenger RNA. RefSeq lists its product as uncharacterized. The record is from RefSeq and is a predicted model, not a curated record. Lineage: Eukaryota; Viridiplantae; Streptophyta; Magnoliopsida; Brassicales; Brassicaceae. Gene Ontology annotation, molecular function: zinc ion binding. The transcript has 3 exons. Bases 1 to 2019 code for a protein of 672 amino acids.
AUGUCGCAUGAUACUCCCCCAGUAUAUGUCUCGAACGAUCGACAAUUGCAGAAUUAUCUAAGCUUGUUGACAAUCGAUCAGCCACGACUUUGUGUUGAGUUCGUGAAGAUGAAGGACGGAUCGAAUGCAAGGACAAAACGGCCACACAGUUCGGCUUCAGAAGUAGAAUAUACAUAUGAAGACGCAAGAGGAUUUGAUGGUUUCUGUUAUGAUUAUAGUGAAAACGUAGAAGAUGAAGCCAAAGAAGAUGAAGCAGAGUACGAAUCAGAGGCUGAAGAAGAAGAUGACGAGUUUUCAACCCGAUUUGACGUUUUCGACGACUCCGAUGGUGCGUCAUCUGAUGAUGAUAACUUUACUGUACAGGGCGAGCGUGAGGAGAAAGAUGAAGAUUUACCGGCUGCUACUCAAAACAGAGGUCAUUACUUUGGCAAAGUAGGAUCGAUUGGGAACUCGGAGUCUUUAACGGUGGAGAUGGCUAAGCUAAACCUCGUCGUAGGACAACGAUACGCGAACAAAGACGAGUUGGAGAAACGAGUGAAACUUCUUGCAGUGAGAGAUGGAUUUGAUUUUUCAGUACCAAAAUCAAAUACGACUGUAGUGAAUAUUAAGUGCCGGGUUGAAGGAUGUCUUUGGAGAGUUCGUGCAUCUCAAGAAGGAGAUGAGCCUGGUUUUGUUAUUCGUAUAUACGAUUUGGUACACACAUGUUCUGUGACGGAGAGAUCUAAUCGAUCCAAACAAGCUACACCUGAUGUUUUGGGACCUCUUUAUAGGGACUUUCUUGGUGACAUUGGUCCGUUAGUUAAACCUAAAAGUGUUGGAAUAAUCAUCAGUAAGCAUUUUAGCAUAACGAUGGAUUAUUGGAAGUCAUACAAGACGCUAAGGUUUGCAAGACAGAUCGAUAUGGGAACUCCUGAGGGAAGUUUUGGAGAAUUGCCUUCCUACCUAUACACGAUAAGACGGGCAAAUCCGGGUACAAUAACGCGUCUUCAAAUUGAUGGGUGUGACAGAUUCAAGUAUGUCUUCAUUGCUUUUGGUGCGAGUGUUGCUGGGUUUGCUUACAUGCGGAAAGUUGUUGUUGUGGAUGGUACGUUUCUCCACGGUAGUUACAAAGGGACGCUUCUAACAGCCCUAGCUCAGGAUGGAAAUUUCCAAAUUUUCCCAAUAGCUUUCGCAGUUGUUGACACUGAAAAUGAUGAUUCUUGGCGUUGGUUUUUUACGCAACUCAAAGUUGCUAUUCCAGACGAGAGGAACCUUGCGAUCAUCUCGGACAGACAUAAGUCAAUAGGGAAAGCAAUUGGUGAAGUGUAUCCGUUGGCUUCUCGUGGAAUUUGCACUUAUCAUUUGUACAAGAACAUAUUAGUGAAGUUCAAAGGGAAACAUUUGUUCCCACUUGUGAAAAAAGCGGCUAGGUGUUUUCGGAUGGCUGAUUUUACAGAAGCAUUCAAUGAGAUUGAAGCGCUUCAUCCUGAACUACAUGGAUAUCUCCAAAGAGCUGGGGUGCAAAUGUGGGCGCGUGUUCAUUUCCCAGGUGAACGGUACAACCUAAUGACUUCGAACAUUGCGGAAUCUAUGAACAAAGCACUAUCAAAUAGUAGAAGUCUUCCCAUAGUUCGACUGUUAGAAUCCAUACGGAAUAUGAUGACUAGAUGGUUUGCUGAACGGAGAGAGGAUGCGAAAUCACAGCUAACAACGCUCUCACGACGUGUUGAAAAACUGUUAGAGGGUCGUGUAACUGCGUCAAGACUUUUUGAAGUACAACCGAUUGAUGCUUUACGUGUACAAGUACAAUAUGGAACAUCUUUGCAUGUUGUAAAUUUGGAUGCAAAAAGAUGUACAUGCCGCCGUUUCGAGCACGAGAAAAUACCAUGCGUCCAUGCAAUCGUAGCUGCAGAGCAUAUGGGUGUGUCUCGUAUUUCCCUGGCUGAUCCGAACUACCGGAGCAAUUAUUUGGUUAACGCGUACGCUGAUUCAAUCUCACCUCCGGAUACUGCACUCCCGGUUCCUGAAAAGCAGGAUUAA